This is a messenger RNA of Anthostomella pinea, 2118 nucleotides long. The record is from the annotation of a GenBank genome assembly. Lineage: Eukaryota; Fungi; Ascomycota; Sordariomycetes; Xylariales; Xylariaceae.
AUGUCGACGACCGGGUUCUCGACAACGACAAUCAAUGGCAAAAAAUGCACGGCAGUGCCGAUAGCACUGAACGUAGGAGGCGGAGGUGGACAGACGACACCGGCGGCAGCAUCAACCUCGACGACGUCGUCAACUUCGACAUCAACAACUUCAACUUCUACAUCGACAUCGACAUCGACAUCGAUCUCAACAUCAAUAGAAACACCAACGACAGCUGCUGCCGAGGGGCCGACUCAGUUUCCAGCUCCAGCUGAUCCGCCGCCACCGCCGCCGCCGACGAUAGAUGCUUCUGUCACAAGCACUCAAGGUGCUUCACCAGAGACUGUACCAAGUACGACAAGCUCCACAUCUUCCCGGAGCGUGAUAUCAAGCACAACUGUCGAGCCUGGCUCUACAGAAACACAAGCAGUCCCUGUCAUAAUUAACGCUCCUGUAGCAACAACUCCAACAUCUAUUGGCACUAGUCCUGUGGAAGAUGUCACUCCCCCCACCUUCACAGCUCUUACCAGUCAGUCAGAUACUCAGGCGCUGGACUCAGGCACGGAGACUAAUGACAAAUUAGCAUCGACAACAGCGUCGGAUGUGCAAUCAAAUACAUCAAGUACAACAACCGAGGAGACUGAGCCAACUGAGCCGACUGGAACAACUCAACCAUUUGGAACGACUGGUACCACCACAUCAGAUCCCACGACUACAGACUUGGCACCAGUGACAAGCAUAGACACAGGCUCACUCGAGUCCGAAACAACGGGGGCAGUGCUGCCAAGUACAGGUGAAGCAGCGACCGGCAAUGCCACCAGCACCGGGAAGACGGCCGCCAUAGCCGGAGGUGUGAUUGGAGGAUUGGCGGCGAUCGCACUAAUAGGGGUCCUGAUAUGGUUCUGGAGGAAGCGGAUGAUGAAGAAGCGGAGGAGCACCUUGCUGACACCACUCUCUGCGGAACCCACGUUCGGCGGAGGCCGAGGCGAUGAGAAGGGCCCCUACAUCAUCAACCGGACGUCCCUAGGGCCGACCCCAUUCCCGGAGAAAUUCAGAGCGGUCGUGGGAUACAACUACAAGCGGAUCCGCGGCCGGGUCAGCCGACUCGUCUCCCACAGUCCGAACCCCAGCGUGAACCUCAACCGGGGCAACUCGCAAUUCGGACCGCCCGACACGCCCGACAGCCGAUCCAGCUCGAGAGCCGGGGCUGCUCCGUUGACGGCCAAGGACCGCCUCGCGGACUGGUGGGGACGGCUGACGGAGGACGCCAAGUUCAACUGGCGACUGCGCGGCGGCGAGCCCAAGAGCAACCGCACCGACAACGACCCGUUCGCCGUCACGCGGAGCAUGAAGGAGGGAAAAAAGCCGACGCGGGGCUCACAACCGGACUUCCUCACGCUGCUGAGCAUGGACGAGAAGGAACGUGAGCGCGCCAAGGAACGCGACAGCAGCAUGAACGGCGCCAACGGCGGCAACCCGCGACGAUCCGCCUCGGUGGGCAGCAACGAGCACUUCCUUGGCGGCCUGAACCUCAACUUCGACACUCUGAAUCCCUUUUCCGACGCCAACGCCGUGGGCCGCGACUCGGCGAAAAUGGCGCCCAGCAACCCGUUCUCGGACUCCAAUGCCGUCGCGGUCCCGUCAGCGGCGAGAUCUACGGGGCCGACGACCUAUGUCCAGAACGUCCGCCGGUCGCGCGGUCACAGCGUCAGCGAUCCCGUUGGUGGCGCUGGUCGGCCUCCCAGCGGUCCCCGUGGGGACAGCAUGUACCGCGAGUCCGGGACGAGCAUGGGGUCGUUCGAGACGCGGCGCAACAAGUUCCGCUCCGACCCCUUCGACCUCGACCGGCCCGAGCUGCUCUCCAGCAAAGACCCCCGAACCGUCGGCAUGUCGGGCGGGAGCCGGAGCAGCCGCGUUAGUAGUAAGCGCGGAAUUCCGAACACGCCUCGGAUGGCACACGUUCGUACUGAGAGUUUCACGUCCAAGUACUCGAGUGGCGUCAUGAGUCUGGGCGACUGGAGCGAUCCCGGGCCGGAUGUCGGUCCCGCGGCGGCGCGGCGCGAGACGCCUACGCCGGAUAGUGCGCUGGGCCGGACGAAGAUCGGUGGCAGCCAGGGGAGCGUGGGUAAGGCGCUGUGA